This is a messenger RNA of Tetrahymena thermophila SB210, 678 nucleotides long. RefSeq lists its product as hypothetical. The record is from RefSeq and is a predicted model, not a curated record. The transcript has 2 exons. NCBI's taxonomy places the organism in Eukaryota, Ciliophora, Oligohymenophorea, Hymenostomatida, Tetrahymenidae.
AUGAAUAAUUAUACAUAUCAAAUUUAUUUUUACAAGCUUUAGAAUGGGCGUAGUUUUGGAUUUGAUCUUCGUUCAUUAGAUUUAAAUGACAAAAUAGUAGCCUUUAAUAGUUUCUUUAGUGAUGCUUUUAGUGAUACUGAAGAAUAAUUUGAAGUAGAAGUUAUUUUAGGUUCUGGAAUGGGAUAAUUACUAGAUAAAUUUACUUUUUUAGAUGGUUUUUACGAUAGGAUUAGGUAUAAUCUCUUGUUUGUUAUGAAUUACGUUAACAAUUCCUUUGGGUUAUAAAUGAUUUCAGUUUUCACAUUCAUAAAUCUUGAUUGCUUGCUAAAUGUAGAAGACAUUUUAUUUCAACUUAUCAGAGACUAAUAGUAAUUGAAAGAAUUAAGUAUUAGCUCAAGAAAAGAAUUAUCAAGUCUUUUAUUUAACACAUUACUUGAAUCAAUAAGUUUCAACAGGGAAACAUUAGAAAAAUUAAAUUUAGUAUUUAGUGUAAAAGAUGAACUAACAGAGAUUUAAAUUCCUAGUCAAUUAUCUUCUAUUAAACAUUUAUCUCUUUCCAAUUUAUCUUCAAAGGUUUAAUUGAAUGUUUUUAAAAUUGCAAAAAGCAUAGAAGAGAUAGAAAUUUCUAAUAGAAAUAAAUAACCAUUUGUUGAGCAAAAAUAGCUUAAAACAAAUUGA